Moneuplotes crassus is the source of this 780-nucleotide messenger RNA. The record is from the annotation of a GenBank genome assembly. NCBI's taxonomy places the organism in Eukaryota, Ciliophora, Spirotrichea, Euplotida, Euplotidae.
AUGGAAACCACAAGCCAUAAUGCAACAAAUGUUAAAAUUGAAGGCCACAGAGGAGGAAUGUUCGACUUUGACAACACCAUAUCUUCCUUUAAUCAAGCUGUGGAGAAUGGACUGGACUCCAUAGAAUUUGAUGUAUGGCUGACUAGUGAUAACGUCCCGGUUAUACUCCAUGGUGGGCCUGAAGGACAGGUUGAGCACGAUAUUUCUAAGCAUUCUAUCACAAAAGAUGCACACAUCAACACAAUUUCAUUUGAGCAGAUCAGAGAAGCCAAGCUGCCGAAUGGGGAGCAGAUUCCGACCUUGGAAGAGAUGCUCGAUCAAUUCCAUGGCAAAAUACACCUCAACUGUGAGGUCAAAGAAAAGCAGCCAGAAUUUGCUCAAAUCCUCAUUGAUCUCUUAAAGAAGAAGGAUAUACAGGAUGGAUUCCUAUUGAGCUCUUUCGAGAUCGACCAGCUCCAAAGAAUCAAAGACGUUCUAGACAAGGAUGAGGAGUAUAAUCCUGUGAUCAGGUUUGCCACCUGCCAUGAAACAUUCGACUCUCUUGAGCCAGAAGAUUUCCCACAGUUUAGUGAUGUAAUUAAUUUCGACUCUGUGGUACUCACAAAUGAGGUAGUCGAAAGUAUACAUAAAGCAGGGAAACUAGCUGGAAUCUACUUCUACCCUUCCAGUAAUGAGAAUGAGGAGACCUACGCGAAAGCUGUGAGUGCUGGUGUAGAUAUCAUUAUCAGUGACCAUCCUCUUGUACUAAGGGCAUAUCUAUCCUCAGUCACUAGUAGCUAA